Procambarus clarkii (red swamp crayfish) is the source of this 4876-nucleotide messenger RNA. RefSeq names its product cationic amino acid transporter 4. Gene Ontology annotation, cellular component: plasma membrane. The record is from RefSeq and is a predicted model, not a curated record. NCBI's taxonomy places the organism in Eukaryota, Metazoa, Arthropoda, Malacostraca, Decapoda, Cambaridae. Gene Ontology annotation, molecular function: amino acid transmembrane transporter activity. Gene Ontology annotation, biological process: transmembrane transport; amino acid transport.
AGUAGCUCACGAGCUGCGGUAGUGUGAGGGUGUGUACCGCGCGCUCUUCCCUCGGACCCGUGCCUGAACUCUUUGGUGCCGCCGAGAGGUUAUAAGUCCUGAGUAAUGGUGGCGGGGUGACGCGUGACUUAUCUUCCAGAACUGACCCGCCAACCUUCAUUCCACUCUCAUAUAAUUUUACAAUUCCUCUUCCUGUUUGUCCUGCCCGCGGCCUUGCCACCCUAGAUCUCGGAUACCACUCAAGUGCUUUGUCUUUGGCGAACUGAGAAACGUUGAUAUAGUGUUUUUUUUAUAUAUUUAUUUUCGAGGCAAAAGAAGUGUUGACAGUCCGUGACCUAUCUCCCGGCCAGACAUUUCAGCCAUUAUGCCCGGGAAUUGUGGCUUGGGCAGGGCAGUAGAGGCGUGUGGUAUAAGGGAGCGAGGGUUCUCCAUGUGACCCGGAAAAUGCAUUCCAAUCUGGACAUGCUGAAGGUGAAAUAUAAUAUGCUUGAAUAGCAUUAGUAGAGAUAAUUAGAAACAGAAAAAGACGGAACUAUUUUUUGUGUGGCAGCCAUGACUCCGCCAUUGUUACAUUCCCGUCGUCGGCAAACUUUGGCCUCCUCCGCCCGCCACAUCUACGCCGCCUUCGUCCGUACUCGCCCCUUCGCCCACCAGAAUCCCCGCACGUCCGUAACGACGCCCACGCCCACGCCGGGAAUAUGGGGCGACUGUGGGCGUGGCCUGGGCGUGCUUGUGUACCGCAGUGUGGGGCUGUGGGCGGUGCUGGGCGUGACCUACGUCGUGGGCAUCGUGGCUGGACCCAUAGCGGGUCCCGCUGUGUCCUCCUCUCUUCUGGUCGCCGCCGUCACCUCACUCCUCACAGGGUUCUGCUACACGGAGCUGGUGACCUGGAGCGGGCAGUCGUCGGGUCAGCUGUACACGGUGACUUACCAGCUGGUGGGCGAGCUGGUGGCCUUCGUGGUGGGCUGCCUCAACACCCUCUUCGCUGCCGCCACCCUCGCCGCCGUCGGCAAGUCCCUGUCGGCCACCAUGGACUACCUGUCAGGAGGCAAGGUGGAGCGCUUUGUGGCCACUCACCUGGGCCGCCUACCAGGCUCCCAGGCCGCCCCGGACUUCAUAGCCGCCGGCGCCUCCCUCAGCGUCGCCGUCAUCCUCGCUUUUGGUCUCGAGCAAUCCGGGUUCCUGAGGGCGACGAUGAGUGUGGCGACGGGCGUGGCACUCGUGUUCUUCCUGGCUGUUGGCGCCACGCACACGGAGCAGGACCCGUCUCAUCUGCACCACGCCCUUAACAUCGGCUCCUCUGAGCUGCUGGCGGGAGCUGCCGUCUGUGUGGUGAUCUACAGCGGCUUCCACGAGACCGGCCGCCUGGCGAAGCAGCACCGGCGGCCCCACCGCGCCAUGCCCAUCGCUAUCUCCCUCGCCACGGGUCUUGCAUUCCUCGCCUUCUUCGCCCUGGGCAUCGUUCUCACCCUCAUGACGGGAAACUCGAUACCUUCCAAAGGAGCGCCUCUUAUCCAGGCUCUAGAACGUCGCGACGUUGGCUGGGCACGACUCGUUCUUGGCUCCUUCCAGGUGGUGAUGCUGUGUCUGGCCCUCGUGGAGGCGGCGAAUCCGCUUUCUAGACAGCUGGUGUCCCUGGCCACAGAUGGCCUCCUGCCGCCCACCCUGGCCCACCAGUGUUCUCGCACCACUGCCCACGCCCACGCCCACCUUUUCGGGGGUACCAUGGCUGCCUUUCUUGCUCUGCUCUUCAGCCACGUCCUCCUCCUUCAGGUGCUGGCCACGUGUGCGCUCUGCCUGCACGUGGUGGUGGUGCUGGCGGUGAUGUACCGUCGGCACCGCUGCUCCUACGGGUCCCUGUGCUCCGUGGCCGCCACCGCCUCCUCCAGCGCCCCCUACAGCUACCAGCGUCUUGCUCCGCCACACUCCCGCCAGGAGAGGACCUUCCACUUCCUGAAGGACGGGAUGCGAGUCCUGCCUCAGAGAGUCCGGACCCACAAGGACGCCACUCCCGCCUUCACCUCUCCGGACUCUGAGAGUGGCGUGAGUGGACUGGACCCAGAGACCCGUGACACGGCUCCUCUGCUGGACUACUCAGAGGACAGCCUCGCCUCGCCCCUCCGUGACUCCGUGCAGCUGGAGGCAGUAGAGUCCACCAACCAACAGCAGCAGCAGCAGCAGACUUCUGCGUCGGACACGGAAUCCGCCGCGUCGGGAUAUGGCACGGACACUGAUGCGGAAGAUGACAUUGACGCUGCCGUGGCCGAGUAUCAGGAGAAGUUGAAGGUGGCAACGUUGGAUAUGGGCGUGGCCCGUGCCCCUACGGUGGCCACGGCGCGGCGGGCGUGCGUGGCCUUAACUGCCCUUCUGGCCACGGUGAUUGUGGCGGCAUUCGUGGCCGUGUAUGGGUGGAGGGACGGCGGCGACCACCCACUCCUGGUGGUGGUGCUGUCGACCACCAUGUUGGCAGCACUGGUGUUGGUGGCACUUCUAACCCGCCUACCCACCCUCCACCCCUCCAACACCACCACCUUCAGGGUACCAGCAGCCCCCUGGCUGCCCUCCGCUGCCCUCCUUCUCAAUGUGAUCCUGCUGGUGCAGGUCCUCAGGCACUCCUGGGCAGUUAUCUCUCUCUACACUACGGCAGGUCUGGUGUGGUACUUCACCUACGGCGUGCAUCACAGCGCCCUGGCCACCCUAGGGGUGGUGACUGCACGCGGCCGCUCCACUGAGAUCAUCUGCAUGGAGCCCCUAGCGCCCCCCGCCCUCACCCCGACCCUGCUGCAGGCGUCGCCCCAGCUCCUCCACCACCCAACGCACCAGCAACACUUCACCAGGCUCACCCAGGUCGACACCGUCCUCAUCACUAGGUGAAACCCCUGCCGCAGAGUGAUCCAAUCCUGUUAAGAGGUUCCGCCUAAUUGGGAACUAUCGUCCUUGCUUCAGAGUGUGCCGCUUCUGGUCAUAUUACAGGCCGGAGAGGGACUCGUGGUCCAUACGAUUUCGUACCUAUUUUCUUCAGCUCGUAGGUCGACGUAGUCCUCGAUGACGAGAGUAUCGAACGUAGACUUCAACUCGAAUCUUGUUCCUCGAUUGUGGUAUACAGAGGAGCUUGGUCCUCCACUCCCUCCCUCGUCCUCCCAAUCACGAAUGUUUUAAUUCGAAUUGACAGUAACCUCGUUAUAAUGUGUCGAGUUUCUUCGGUUGGGGCUUCCUUUGAGGCUGACAAGACACGUAACACGAGCACAGCUCUCAAUAUAAUUGACAGGUAAUCACAAAAGGAAAAUCACUCGCAUCUGUUGUUGUUUUAGAUUCAGUCACCGGGAACAAGAGUUCCAAGCAGCACGGGCUACGGUGAGCCCGAAGUGGACGUUCACUCGCACCUAAUAUGAAAUACACACACACACACAUAUAUGUAAUAUAAUGCAAACUUGUUAAUAUUAAAAGUAUUAAGAGUUUAAUUUUGGAAAUGAAUUGUGUGGAAUGUUUAACCAAACACUAGUCUGCCUUAGCAUUGCUCUCAUUAAGUAAUGUAAAGCUUCCUCCAUGUUAGGUUUUGCUCUGUGAUUAAGUUAUAAGCUUCCUGUAAGUCCAAAGCUCCGGUUGGUGGGUCUUGUUGAUAAUAAAUAAAUUACAUUUUCAUAAAGGAUCAAAAUAUUUUGGGUGCAAAUAUAAUCAUUGCGGCUUCUUACAAAUUAAUCCAAAAUAUUGUUAGUUCUGUUAUAUUGAUUGGACUAUAAAGAACAUGACCCAUUCUGUUUUAUUCUGGUUAGCAUUUCUUGUGGCACUCAGUUGGCAUAAUGUGGCGUUCGUUCCACAUUGAAUCGAAGUCAGUGAAUUGAGUCAUUGAAUUAAGUCAAUGUUGAUAGGUGGAUACUGCAGAGAUUUAAAAUUAUUAAUGCACCAAUGUUGCUGAAACGUCAAUACAGUUGAAUCACUGCUGCAUCAAUAUGCCAAAAUCCUCACAUAAUGUUUCAACGUCGUAUCAACGUUACUUCAACGGAACAUUAAUAUAAAUACAACGUGACAUUAACAUCGAUACAACGUUGCAUCGACGUUAAAGCACUGUUGAUACACUGAUAAUGUUGACAUAUCGAUGCAAGAUUGAUUCAACAUGAUCAAAGUCGCAUCAACGUUGCUUCAACGUCGCAUCACCGUUGAUGCGACAUCCCCCCUAAGGUUGAAUCGAUACUGCAGCGACAUACCAACAUGAGUGUCGUAUCGACGUUGCUUUAACUUCAAUGUAAGGUCGCACAAACGUUGAAGCAACGCUGCAUCAACGUUGUUCCAACGUUGAUCUCACGUUGUGCGUGUCCAUUCAUUGCCAGUGUUAAUCAAAUCUCGUAUGAACAUUUAAUCAACGUCAUUGUUAAUUCACCAUUCAAUCCGCAUUGCUUUUGGAUAGUGAGCCGUUGGGACGUGACCUCCUGCUGUAGUAAACCCCCCCCCCCCCCAGGUGAGUGUAAUGGUGGUAAGGGCAUUAAAACCUACGAGGUCUCGUAUGUACUUGUCAGACACAGUUCUCCCCAGCCAGACACGUCGUCAGGUGCGACACACGUUCAGGCUGGGAAUGGCUCUUGAUAAACGUUGCUCACAUCUUCGGGGGGAAAAUGAAGUAAUACCAAGACAAAAUACCUCGCCUGUAUCCUCUCAAAAAUAUAUAUAUAUUUACAGUUAUAUGUACAAUAUAUAUGUACAUGUCAAUUCACUGCCGUCAGUCAGUUUGUCUUGUAUGACGCGCCAAUAAAGACUUGGGGCCAGAUUCACGAAAGCAGUUACGCAAACACUGGCGAACCUGUACAUCUUUUCUCAAUCUUUGGCGGCUUUGUUUCCAAUUAUUAAACAGUUAAUAAGCUCCGAAGCACCAGGAGGCUGU